AAAGUGUAAAAAAGAAUUAGGAUGGCUCUUAUUAUGAAUCUCUUACCUCUUUUAUUCUUAGGAGCCUUAGUUCAUUCCAAUCAAAGUGUCGUGCCUCUCAUAUCCUUCAAGAUAGGUGAAAAUGUAACGUACGAUUGUAUAGAUAUUUUUAUGCAAUCAGGACUUGAUCAUCCCUUGCUCAAAAACCAUACAAUCCAGAUGAAACCAUCAGUUUCAAGGACUAAAUUAAAAAGUCAAAUUGGCAUAAACAAAGUACAAAAACAGAAAAUACCAUGUCCAGAUGAAACCAUUCCUGUAUUGAGAAAUACUAAAGAAUUCGUCACCAACGCUCAAGUUUUGGCCGAUAAGCAUUUCCAUCCGCUAACAGCUGAUAGUCCCGGAACACACAUUUCUGGAGUAAGGUCACACAAUGGUCCAUAUCGUGGUGUAGAAGCUUCGUUUGAAGUAGUAUCAGUAGACAUCGCAAAAGAUCAAGCCUCGUAUAGUCAAAUAUAUAUAGGCAGUGGAUCGAAUAAUGAGGUUAAUUUUAUCUCAGCGGGUUGGAUGGUAAAUCCAAGCUUGUUUGGUGACGGACGUACUUGGACAUAUGGAUUUUGGAAGGGUAAAGAUGGAAAAGGAUGUUACAAUAUGGCAUGCUCAGGGUUUGUUCAAGUAUCACAGAAGGUUCCCAUAUUUAAACCCAUUGGUUUUCGGGCAGGCGAGACUGUCUGGUUGCAUUACUCCAUCCAUCAGGACAAAAAUACUGGAAACUGGUGGCUUACAGAAGCACUGGGAUUAGGUGAACCUGGCGUCGAUCUUGGAUAUUGGCCAAAAGAGCUAUUUAACCUUUUAGACAAUGGUGCAAAUAUGGUUGGAGCUGGUGGUGUGGUUCAGGCUUCACGUUCUGGUUCAAGCCCUGAGAUGGGUAAUGGUCAAUUUCCGAAUGUUAAUCACCCCGAGAAUUCAGCACUUUUGACAAAUAUCGAAGUUUUGGAUUCCAGUUAUGAGCAACAUAAAAUGAAUUAUGUUCCUACAGAAGUGGUUCUAGAUAGUCCCAAAUGCUAUGGGCUAACAAUUGGUAAGAGAUUUAUAUUCCGACGUAAUCGAUACGGUUUCUAUUUAAAUUAUGGUGGUCCUGGAGGAAACUCCUGUGGAGUUUGAUAUUUUCAGUGUAAUAACUAAAUUUGAAAUUUAGUAAAUAAUAAUUAUAAAUUAAGAAAAUGCAAAGAGUAUAACUCUGUCUUCUUAUAUUUUAUUUUUCUCCGGGCCAGUGUCAUUUUAAUUUGUAAGUAGCUGAUGUCUUAUUUAACUGUUUAGGAACCCUUGUAAAACUUAAGAUGAACUUUUGUCAAAUACAACUGACAUAUAACGAAGACUAAACAAGCUUAUAUAUGUAUAUACUCUAAUAUAGUUCUCUAGAAAAUACAAGUAACACCUUAGCAAGUUUUACCUUGCUACAUGCUUUCCCUUUUGUUCUGCUUCUAGCACAUUACUAAAAAUCUUAAGCUGUAAAGAACAAAGAACAAGAGGAAAGGUUACACCAAAAAAAAACAAGAGGAAAGGUCCUCUCAUUCUUGAUUUUUUUUAUAACAAAGAGAGGGAUGUUUUUUAUAUCCCUCGGGAUCAAUUCCUCAUGCUCUCUUCAACUUCGUUCUUAUAUGGUAAACUCUUUACCCGCUUCACAUUGAAUUUGGACCCAAAUAAAAGCAAUUUGAAACUGAGUUGAGUAAGGCUGGAUACCAUAUGGUUUAUGUUUUUUCAGUAUUAAGUGUUCACGAGAGAGGUAACGGUUUUCAAGAGUUGUAGAUCUCAUCUCAGGAUGAGGAAGCAAGUAUACUGGUUCUAAUAACACUACCUAACAAGAAAAAAACUCUCAAAUCAUAUACUUCAAGCAUCCUCUGCGUCAGGAGCAAUAAGGUCAUGUUUUGCAUCAAUGCAUCUUGAUUGGUACUAAUCGUGUUUUCUGACCUAAAGAAUUUUUACCCUUUAAAUAAUAUAAACGUUUCUCAGUUCAAAAAAAAAAAAAAAAUAUAAACGUUUCCACUUUCCAGGUGCAUGAACAAUUGUAUGGGAAGGUGUUCCAAAAAAAAAAGAACAAUUGUAUGGGAACUGAAUUAAUUAAUUUUUAUUCUAUCGUGUACUUUUUUAUUGUGGAUUUAAAACUUGUUAGAAGUUUUGAAAGACGAUAUUGUUUUGAGAGAUUUGAUAAUGUAAUAACUAUGUAAAUUU
Brassica rapa (field mustard) is the source of this 2208-nucleotide messenger RNA. RefSeq lists its product as uncharacterized. Lineage: Eukaryota; Viridiplantae; Streptophyta; Magnoliopsida; Brassicales; Brassicaceae. The record is from RefSeq and is a predicted model, not a curated record.